AUGCUCGCGUCACUCCUCUCCCUCUCCCUCCUCCCCCUCCUAACCUCCGCCCUCCCCAACCCCAACCCCAACCUCGACAUCCCGCUCCGCGCCCGCCAAGCCCCCGCAACCGCAAUCUGGGUCUCCGUCGACGCAAGCGGCACACCCGUCACAACCGUAACCCCCCACGAGACCACCAUCGAAGGCACGCCCACCCUCGCCGACGCGGCCCCGAACGAGGUCACCGGGACGGUAUUCACUCUCACCGAGAACGUCCAGAUCACCACGAGCACGGGGUCGCGCGUGCCGGCUCCGACGGGGACGGAUGGGAAGAAUCCCUCGGGGGCGUUCGCGCGAUGCUUUAAGGGGGAUGAUGAGGAGUUUGCGCCGUUUUGCGAUCCUGCGAAGGACUCGCAGCUCUACGUCGAUCGCCUAUACUAUGUAACCUGGAACCCCGACUUCUUCAACGACACCCUCAAGACCUCUACCAACACCACAGCAAAGUGGCGCAUCUCCAUCGUAGCCAACCGCAUCUCCUCCACAAACGACUCCGACACCAUCAAGGCCUUCGAAACCACAGACACCCUCCCCGCCGCUUGGGGCGUCUAUCCCUGGAAAGUCACCUCCUCCGUCCUCGAGUCCAAGCAGCCCACCAACCUCACCCUCUCCAUCGUCGCGUCGCGCGAAGGGCAAGCCGAGACCGUCGAGCAUAAGGGGCCUACUGUCUACGUUACGUAUGCGCCUGCUUUCAAGACGCAGGGCCCUAGGUUGCCCAAGGGUGCUGAACUAUAUAUUGCCCUACCGUCUGUGGCUGCGUUCAUUCUCAUUAUGCUGUUCGGUACGUGUUGGUGGAAUAAGAAGGUUCGACACGUCGGUAUCGGAAAUAUCAUGAGCAGGUCCCGACACGGCUACGGCGUCGGAAAGGCCCGCGCGAAGAGGCUCGCCGGGAACGUCAGGAAGAGCUUGAGGAGGAAGGAGGAGAGGGGCAUCAUGCUCGAGCAGUGGGACGAUAUCUCCCGCGAGGAUUUGAGCCACGGAGGUGAGCGGUACAAGGAUGUCCCCGCGCCCAGGCGUGACAGCGAUGUCUUGGGUAGUCUCGCCGGUACGCCCGUCAAUGACAGGUUCCCUUCUUCGCCUGCGCCGAGGGAUGGCGAGGGGAGGAAUGUCUUUAGGGAAGAGAUGCAGAGGCAGGACCGUCUGGCGCGGGAUCGGCCGAAUUACUAG
Molecule: messenger RNA, 1203 nt
Organism: Scedosporium apiospermum
Lineage: Eukaryota; Fungi; Ascomycota; Sordariomycetes; Microascales; Microascaceae
Exons: 2
Coding region: 1-1203 (400 amino acids)
Source: RefSeq, a predicted model, not a curated record